Molecule: messenger RNA, 614 nt
Organism: Dentiscutata erythropus
Lineage: Eukaryota; Fungi; Glomeromycota; Glomeromycetes; Diversisporales; Gigasporaceae
Source: the annotation of a GenBank genome assembly
UAGAAAUGACAAAUUUGUGACCGGAUCUGCUUUAUAUCGAGUUACUGAUGAUGAAGAUGAAUUUAGGAAAAUCACCUAUAAGGGCUUCACCUCGAACUCUAAAUCAUUGAUAGCCAAUUUUGAAAAAAAUUCUAUUAUCUGCCUUGUCCAAACUGUUCCUAUUUCUUCCUCUAAUAAUGACUUCACGCUUACACCAGAAGAUCUCCCUUACACCUUUCCUUUAUUAUUGUAUUCUGCUCCGGCAGUAACCAAUUCAUACAAAUCUAAUGAUAAUAUAGGCCGACAAAGCUUUAUCCAAUUUAAGCUCAGUCCUCAAAGCAAAAUACCUCAUAUAAUCUCUUCAGAGAUUGAAUGGAGUUAUACGAGUAAUGAAGCACAAUCAUCAACCUUAUCUCAAAAUGAAAAGUUAAAAGUAUGUAAAGACUUUAACAGUCAACUCAAUUUAAUCGAAGAACAGUAUACAGCUGCAAAUUCUCAAGCUUCCAAUAAGAGAAAAAAAUUUCCCUCGUUUUCUUUCACAUCAAACUCUUCAAGUAACAAAUCUCCAACCGUCGAUCUUACUACAUUAGUAUUACAAAUCAGAAGCAACGAAUCUAUGUCCCAACCUUCGUCAA